Molecule: messenger RNA, 2876 nt
Organism: Xiphophorus couchianus (Monterrey platyfish)
Lineage: Eukaryota; Metazoa; Chordata; Actinopteri; Cyprinodontiformes; Poeciliidae
Product: transitional endoplasmic reticulum ATPase-like
Exons: 18
Coding region: 270-2702 (810 amino acids)
Biological process (GO): mitotic spindle disassembly; autophagosome maturation; retrograde protein transport, ER to cytosol
Cellular component (GO): nucleus; VCP-NPL4-UFD1 AAA ATPase complex; cytosol
Molecular function (GO): ATP hydrolysis activity; ATP binding; polyubiquitin modification-dependent protein binding
Source: RefSeq, a predicted model, not a curated record
UUAUGCCACACAGGCAGAGUGCGGCUCCUGCAAACAUGAAGACUGAAGACAAGUGAGGGGGGGGGGGAAAGGAAAAAGAAAUAAAUAAAGCAAAAGGCCGGGAGUCUCAGCUGGGAACUUUUUGGCCUCUGAAGAACAAAAGCAGCUCACCAAAGACUAAAAAGAUCAGACAGAAAGCUCGAAGCUUUGAAACAUAAGGGACCGACUGUUGGAUAUUCUGCAGCGUAAAAUUGAGCUUAUCUGAAUCUCCAAGACGAAGGAGAGAAGACAUGCCAGGCCCGGGAGGAGCAGAGCCGAAGGGAGAGGAUUUCUCCACCGCCAUCCUGAAGGAGAAACACAGACCCAACAGGCUGAUUGUGGACGAAGCGCUCAACGAGGACAGCAGCAUCGUCAGCCUGUCGCAGAAUAAGACGGAGGAGCUGCAGCUCUUCCGCGGCGACACCGUGGUGCUGAGAGGACGGAAGCGACGGCAAACCGUGUGCAUCGUCCUGACGGAUGACACCUGCGGGCACGAGAGGAUUCGGAUGAACAGGGUGACGCGCAACAACCUGCGAGUUCGCCUCGGUGAUGUCAUCAGCAUCCAUGCCUGCCCUGACAUCAAGUAUGGGAAAAAGAUCCACCUCCUCCCCAUUGACGACACUAUUGAGGGCCUGACAGGGAACCUCUUUGAAGUUUUCCUCAAGCCGUACUUUCUGGAGGCGUACCGGCCAGUACACAAAGGUGACAUUUUCUUGGUGAGGGGAAGCAUGAGAGCUGUAGAGUUCAAGGUGGUGGAGACGGACCCGAGCCCUCACUGCAUCGUUGCCCCAGACACUGUCAUCUACUGCGAAGGAGAGCCGAUAAAAAGAGAGGAUGAAGAGGAGAAUCUGAACGAUGUCGGGUAUGACGAUAUCGGAGGCUGUCGGAAGCAACUCGCUCAGAUCAAAGAGAUGGUGGAGCUUCCUCUCCGGCACCCAGGGCUCUUCAAGGCGAUCGGAGUUAAGCCCCCCAGAGGCAUCCUGCUUUAUGGCCCUGCAGGUACAGGGAAGACCCUUGUGGCCCGAGCGGUCGCCAAUGAAACCGGCGCCUUCUUCUUUCUAAUCAACGGUCCUGAGAUUAUGAGUAAGUUGGCAGGGGAGUCUGAAAGCAACCUAAGAAAGGCGUUUGAGGAAGCAGAGAGCAAUGCUCCGGCCAUCAUCUUCAUCGAUGAGCUGGACGCCAUCGCUCCCAAGAGAGAGAAGACUCACGGCGAGGUGGAGAGGCGCAUCGUGUCCCAGCUCCUGACCCUGAUGGAUGGGCUGAAGCAAAGGGCUCACGUGGUUGUGAUGGCGGCGACGAACCGGCCGAACAGCAUCGACUCCGCUCUGAGACGCUUCGGCAGGUUUGAUCGAGAGAUUGACAUUGGGAUCCCAGACUCCACCGGCAGGCUGGAGAUCCUGCAGAUCCACACCAAGAAUAUGAAGCUGGCAGACGAUGUCGACCUGGAAAAGAUCGCCACGGAAACACACGGACACGUGGGCGCCGACCUCGCCGCUCUGUGCUCAGAAGCUGCUCUGCAGGCAAUCCGCAAGAAGAUGACGCUCAUCGACCUGGAGGACGAGACUAUCGAUGCUGACCUGCUCAACUCUCUGGCCGUCACCAUGGAUGAUUUUCAGUGGGCCCUGAGUCAAAGCAACCCAUCAGCUCUGAGGGAGACCGUAGCAGAGGUCCCUCAGGUCAACUGGGAGGACAUCGGUGGUCUGGACGAGGUCAAACGAGAACUCCAAGAGCUUGUUCAGUAUCCAGUGGAGUAUCCUGACAAGUUCCUGAAGUUUGGGAUGACGCCGUCCCGUGGGGUGCUGUUCUACGGCCCGCCGGGCUGCGGAAAAACGCUCCUGGCGAAGGCCAUCGCCAACGAGUGCCAGGCGAACUUUGUGUCCAUCAAAGGGCCUGAGAUGCUCACCAUGUGGUUCGGAGAGUCGGAGGCCAAUGUCAGAGAUGUGUUUGACAAGGCCAGGCAGGCGGCCCCCUGCAUCUUGUUUUUUGACGAGUUGGACUCCAUCGCGAAGUCCCGAGGAGGCGGGGCGGGGGACGCCGGCGGAGCCGCGGACAGAGUCAUCAACCAGAUCCUCACCGAGAUGGACGGCAUGUCGGACAAGAAGAACGUCUUCAUCAUCGGCGCCACAAACAGACCUGACAUCAUAGACCCGGCCAUCCUGCGGCCGGGCCGUUUGGACCAGCUCAUCUACAUCCCGCUUCCAGACAAACCUUCUCGCACAGCAAUUCUGAAAGCCAACCUGCGCAAAUCACCCAUUGCCCGGGACGUGGACCUGGACUUCCUCUCUGGGAUCACUGAGGGUUUCUCCGGAGCCGACCUGACGGAGAUCUGCCAGCGCGCUUGUAAGCUGGCCAUCCGGGAGGCCAUCGAAGCCGAGAUCAAGGCUGAGCGUCAGAGGCAGAGCAGACCGGGAAUCCCCAUGGACGAGGACUUCGACCCAGUCCCAGAGAUCAGAAAGGACCACUUUGAAGAGGCCAUGCGCUUCGCUCGUCGCUCUGUCAGCGACAACGACAUCCGCAAAUACGAGAUGUUUGCUCAGACUCUGCAGCAGAGCCGAGGUUUCGGGAACUUCAGGUUUCCGUCUGCUACGGGAACCCGGUCUGGAGGUCAGGGGUCGGGGCCAGGUUCUGGAUCGGAGAGGCCGGGUCUGUACAGAGAGGAAGGGGAUGACGACCUCUACCAGUGAUGAUGAUGGUUUGAUACCAGAAGAGAAGCAAGAGGUCAAAUGAAAAGUGUUUGACUAAAUCUCUCUCUGUGACUGAUAGAAACUAUAAAAUUUUUACAAUGAAAUGUAAAAGCAUAAAGAUACAGUGACUGUUUUGAGUAAUGGUAAAUAAAUGUCGAUUUGUUUUUUGUUUUA